Oncorhynchus keta (chum salmon) is the source of this 1480-nucleotide messenger RNA. RefSeq names its product piggyBac transposable element-derived protein 4-like. The record is from RefSeq and is a predicted model, not a curated record. Lineage: Eukaryota; Metazoa; Chordata; Actinopteri; Salmoniformes; Salmonidae. Bases 479 to 1480 code for a protein of 333 amino acids. The transcript has 3 exons.
GAGACAACUCACAAAUGUGGAAAUUCUGGAGAUUUUUUAAAAUUCUGACAAUGAGUCUGAGUAUGAAAGUCAGGAAUCAGAUUCUGACAGUGACAGUGAGGAGCUGCCCCUCAACCUUGUCGCCAUUGAGAACCCUGAAUCUGAAUUUCCCUUGUCAACUGAGGAAGUACCAGGUCCCUUUGAAGAUGCUGGUGGUGAUUGAGGUAGACCGACAGUGGAUGAAGUACAGGAGUUCUGUGGUACCUGGAAGGCCACCAGUCAUUUCACCCCACCUGGCCCUGCUGUCUGCUUUGACGAGUCCCAGUCUGGAGUGCAACGCCCCUUGCCAUUUCCAACUGAGGCAGAGUGCUUCAAGUUGUUUCUCACAGAGGAGCUGGUGGGAGAGAUAGUUUAGGAGACCAAUCGCUAUGCCUUAGACCUACAGGAGAAGAGAGAGCCAGGAGUGAGGGGGAAAUGGGUGACAACCACAAUUAGUGCAAUGUAUACCUUCCUGGUGACAGUCCUUCUCAUGGGAAUAGUAAAGAAGAACUCCCUAAGAGAAUACUGGAGCACAGAUCCUAUGUUUGCAACUCCCUUCUUUGCCUCCCUCUUUUCCCAAGAUCGCUUCCUAGUUCUGCUGCGAUGCCUGCAUUUUGUCAACAAUGCUACUGCCAUCCUAAGUGACCUGUUAUACAAAAUAAGAAAUGUUCUUAUCAGCCUGACAUCAGCAUUUGGUCGGGUCUUUGUGCCAUACAAGGACGUAUGCAUUGAUGAAUCCCUGAUGUUAUGGAAAGGUAGGCUGGCGUUCCGUCAAUAUAUUCCCUCCAAAAUGCACAGGUUUGGAGUCAAGUUCUUUGUCAUGUGCGAUGUGAAGACAGGAUUUGUCCAGGAUAUUAUAGUUUACACAGGGUCCACCACUGACAUCAAACAUUAUGAGGGGCUUGGGGUGUUAGGGUCUGUGGUGAUGACCAUGCUGGCUUCUCAUCUCGGCAAGGGACACACUUUGUACGUGGACAAUUGGUACAGCAGUCCCACACUCUUCCAGCAUCUGCUCUCCAACAGCACAGGGGCCUGUGGCACAGUCAGGUCGAACCGGAAGGGGAUGCCGGCAUUCGGAUGCAGGAAGAUGCAGAGAGGGGAGGUGGAGUUCCAGGAGAACGGGAAGGUGGACCACCUGACCGGAGAGAGAAAGAUCAAACCAGAUUGUGUGCUUGAUUAUAACCUCAAAAUGGGGGCCGUGGAUAAGGCAGACAUGAUAAACAGCUUUGUGGAAUGCACACGGAAAACGAACAAGUGGUAUAAGAAGAUAUUUUUCCAUCUGAUCGACACUGCUGUCCUCAACGGCAGCAUAGUUCACCGCCAACUAACAGGUAAAGUAAUUACCUACCAAAAAUACAGAGAGAACCUCAUGAGAGAGCUGCUGGAGGAGCACCACACCCCUCUGCGCCCAUCCACUGGGGGUCGUCCUGCUGUAGACAAUCCCCUACGCCUCACUGCAUGA